Molecule: messenger RNA, 3547 nt
Organism: Diorhabda carinulata
Lineage: Eukaryota; Metazoa; Arthropoda; Insecta; Coleoptera; Chrysomelidae
Gene: Ubc10
Product: ubiquitin-conjugating enzyme E2 L3
Exons: 4
Coding region: 223-687 (154 amino acids)
Source: RefSeq, a predicted model, not a curated record
AUUCUAUCCAAUCACAUUGACAGAUGGCUCUGAUGCUCUGUCAAUGAAAAGUGUCAAAUUUCCGAGAUAUAGAAUUAAAAUUGGAUAGUGAUGAAAAAAACUCCAUAUGAGUGUUGUUGAUAGUUAAUGCAUAAAUCAACUGUUAUUUAGUCGUUUUCUUAUUUAAUUUGUCAUAAGUUUGUAAAUAUAUUAUAGACGUGAGUUGCCCAAAGAUUUAACAAAAUGGCAGCCACUAGGAGAUUACAAAAAGAACUAGGAGAUAUUAGAAAUUCAGGAUUGAAAUCAUUCCGUGAUAUACAAGUUGAUGAAACUAAUAUUUUAACUUGGCAGGGUUUGAUAGUUCCAGAUAAUCCUCCUUAUAAUAAAGGAGCUUUCAAAAUAGAAAUCAAUUUCCCUGCCGAAUACCCUUUCAAACCACCCAAAAUAAAUUUCAAAACCAAAAUUUAUCAUCCAAAUAUAGAUGAAAAAGGUCAAGUGUGUUUACCUAUCAUAAGUGCUGAACAUUGGAAACCUGCAACUAAAACAGACCAAGUGAUACAAGCUUUAGUAGCUUUGGUAAAUGAACCUGAACCGGAACACCCUCUUAGAGGUGAUUUAGCAGAAGAAUAUAUCAAAGAUAAGAAGAAAUUUACGAAAAAUGCGGAAGAAUAUACGAAAAAACACAGCGAGAAAAGACCAGCGGACUAAAUUAAUUCUCAUUUAUUAUAGAUAACCGUCACUGAAUGAAUUUGAUACAGUUUUAAAAAUCAAAAAACGAUCUUGUGGUUGUAAGAAGCGUGGUGCAGGCAGUUUUGUAAAAAAAAACAAAAAAAUAAUAAAAUUUUUGUCUUUAUUUUAAUUUCAUUAAUUUCUAUUGUGCUUUCUGUAUGUACAUAUAUCAGCUUUAAAAAUUCAAUAUGAGUUGUAUAAACCAUAUUUUUUUGCUUUCAUUAGAUCGUUUUUGGUAUUUGUUACUGUCAUCAUAUUUAAUACAAGGAAAAAUGUUCUAUUUUCAAAAUAAAAGUAUAACAAAGAAACGUUGGGUUUCAACACAUAUUUGUUAGUAAUUUUCAGAAAAUACUAGUUGAAAUUACACCUUCCGCUUGUGUACCAGCGUUUUCCAUUUCUGCUCAUUCAUUGCCAUUUUUUUCCAGUUCCUCCUGUUGUUAUCAAAUCCAUCUUCACCUCAUGCAACCAUCUCGAGCAUGGUCUUCCUCUCCCACCUUGGUUGCAUUCUUUCAUCAUUCUUAUUCCUGCUUUUGGUCCAGCUCUUCAUAUUCGUCCCAGUCAUUUUACUCUUGUUUUUUGUAUCAUCUCUCCAAUGAUUAGAUGUUUUGAUUGAAAAUGAUGCUACUUUGAGAUAUGUUACAGACAUCAAUGUUGUUUUUAAUGAAUUUUCUCAUUAAUUUAAGUAUUUUUUCCUUAGUACAUUAUAUUUUCAUGAGCAUUCAAUCGAAUACAAUUUUGUAACUUCAGUUGUUGCUUGAACAUUUUGAUAGAAGUUAAAAAAAUAAAAAAUGCUGAGGAAGGCGAAUCUACAACCUUGUUGUUUCCUAUUAGUUCACAAGUUUAGUUGGAAAUUCCAAAAUGACUUCUGGAAAUUUCUAUCGUUGCUCAUGUUGAGGAUGGCCAAUUAUAGAAAAAUAUCAUCUACACAUUGCUGUUUAAUAUUGAUUCACGGGCUUAUGAACAGAUGGACAUUAUAUCAAAAAUAUCUGCAACGUUUAUUGUAACACAUGAUGAAGAGUACAAAAAAGCAUAAACUUGUUGAAAAUGGCCAAAUAUAGAAAGAUAUCACCUACAACCUUGUUAUUUCUAUUAGUUCGGAUGAUUAGUUGGGAAUUCCACCAACAAUACUUUUGCAAAAUUCUAUUGUAGAACAUGAUGAGUACAAAAGGACAAAAAACUUCCUGAUAAAGGUCAGUUUCUUGAAGAUAUCAUCUACCACCUUGCUGAUUACUAUUCUCCCUCAGGCUUAUGAUAAGUUGGUAUUACAUAAAAAAUACCUUUGCAACUUUUAUCGUAACUCAUGAUGAAGAGUACAAAAGGGAAAAUAACUUGCUGCAGAUGGCCAAUUGUAGAAAGAUAUCAUCUUUUCUAUUAGUUCACUAGCUUAGGAGAGAAUUUCACCAAAAAACUUCUGCAAUCUUCUAUUAUAACACAAAAUGAGUAAUGAUGGCCAGGUCUGUUUGCUAUUGGUUCACCUUUGCUACUCAAUCUAUUCUAACAUAUGAAGAAUACAAAAGUACGAGGAACUUUGGAAGGCCAAUAAGGCAGACUUAGAUGCGGUGACUAAUGGAAAAAUAAUUAUGAAAAAGAGAUAAAUUUUAUUGAGAGAAUUAUCAUCAAUACCACCUUCUUUUACUUUCUCAAAUUCAAGCUGCUCUACUUCUUCGUUCUUACAAGAGAACAAACUAUUCUCAAUUUAGACAAUUCCCUUGCUAAUAUGCUUAUUAGUUUUUAACUUUAUUACAUGUAAGUUGUUCUACUUCUUGAUUGACAACGGAACAAGCAAUUUUUUUCCUCAUGUUUAUUUUUUCUCUCCCUCAUGGGUACUUCAAAGUAUUUUUCCUCUCAAGUUUAGUUCCUUUUUUUAUUAGUUUUGUAACAUAAUUAUUAACAUUAUUUAAUGAAUCUUCAGAAACUUUUAUUGCAUAUAGGUAUAGAAAAUUCAACAUUGGUGAAGUCCAAGUUCUUAUAGCAUCUUCAAAAAAAAUAUUCACCAUUUCUCACUCCAUUCAAAAACCAGUAUUGUAAAUGUUAAGGGAAGUAAGAAUUAGUAAACAUUAAUACCAUACUGGAUAUUUCAACUCUACCAAAUUUUUAUUAAAAAACUAUUUUGGUCAAUAAUGUUCAAAAUCUGAAAAAUCCCAUGUUAAAGUUUUAAUAACUUCCACCAAAAACGAUCCAAAGUAGGAAAGAUAUUAAAAACAACCCCAACACUAUCCUAAUGUUCACUAACAUGCUUCUUGUACUACCAUGUUUGGUCCUUCUGGCUUUCUAUUAGUUGUUUAUCAUUAUCCGGCUCGAAGGACCAGGCAGUUGUAGUGGUAGUAAACAGAGUGCUCAGUUAUCUUCAGAAUAUGCAGAAUUGGAAAACUCCUUACUGGUAAUGAGGAACAAGAAAGGUAGGAAAAUUUGUGGGUUUGGUUGAUAUUGUUAGAAUUAAUGGAUCUAAGGGUUUCGUUACAUUAGAUUGUACAUAUGAUUAUUCCCAUUUUUUAUAAAUAUAAAUAUCAGUUUUAGUGAAAUAACUUUUCAAUCAUCAUGAAAGGUUGGUGUAAAUAAAUUUAAGAACUUAUUCCAAUAAUACAUUGAGAUAAAAUGAUUUAUUACUUGCUUAUGACAUAUAUUAGUCAAUUUCAUUCAGUGAAUAUUUUUUGCAUUUUCAUGUUUUUUUCAAAUUUUUAUAAUAUUUACUAAAUUAUGAAAUUGAGAUGUUUAUUUAUUAAAUUAACCAAUUUUGUAUAUUUUAGCUUGCAGUUGCAUAAAAUCAAUUUAUUAUUUUUCUCGAAAACCAUAUUUGAAUAAUACUUUUUGAAUAUAAUAAAAUUAUAAUUGAAUCUAA